Akanthomyces muscarius is the source of this 924-nucleotide messenger RNA. RefSeq lists its product as uncharacterized. The record is from RefSeq and is a predicted model, not a curated record. The transcript has a single exon. The coding region runs from base 1 to 924 and encodes 307 amino acids. Lineage: Eukaryota; Fungi; Ascomycota; Sordariomycetes; Hypocreales; Cordycipitaceae.
AUGUCGCACGAAACCAAGCCGCUCUGGCUCGUGCAGCCGCGCCUCGACGCCGGCGAGUACCGCGACAAGCUCAUAGGCAGCGUCGUCAAGUACCCCAACCUGCCGACCGAGCGGCGCAUUCCCUACAAGACGGAGACGCUGCCGCGGGAGAUGGUCAUGGACCUGGACCCCAAGCCCGUGCGGAUGCGCAACGUGGCCUUUUGGCAGAACCGCAUCAAGGACGCCCGCGUGUCGGCCUCGUUCAACGACAUUAUGCAGUUCUUCGCGCAGCGCGCGCGGGCCAGCAAGGCCUCCAACGCCGCCACGGUCGCGCGCAUGUGGCACAUGGACUCGCCGGGCGAAAAGUUCAAGGCGCUGCUGCAGAACAAGCAGUACUACGACGAGCUGUUUGAGCUGCUGCGCAGCAACCACGACCAGGGCUACUUCAUCACCGACAUCGUCACCGUGGCGAACCUGGAGACGACGGAGAGCCAGGAGAGGAGCGGCGGCGGCGGCGCGGGUAUCAAGGUGCCCCUGGACCCGAGCCUCGGGGUGGACGUGGGCGCCGAGGCGAGCUUCCACGUCGCGCGCGAAAAGGGCAGCUCGGUCACAUACGACGAGGAGAUGAUUGUGUUUCUGGGCUACCGGCUGAUUCGGCUCGAGAAACUGACGGGCAAGCGCGCCAAGCUGCGCACCAUGCUCAUGGGCCCCAAGUACGGCUUCUCGGUGCACGACGGGUCCGACUACUGGCCCGAGAUCAAGGACGGGCCCGUGCCGGGACAGGUCGAGCCGUUCCUAGGGUCGCUUCCGGCGUCGGUCGUCGUCGCGCCGGCCGAGUCGGAACACGCGAAUGGUGACGGCCCAGCGUCUCGACGAUCGAACGCAUCGCUGCUGGACGAGGCGAUUGUGCGGGAGCUCGAGUUUGAUGUCGAGGUCGUUGGGUAG